AUGUCGCGACAAGAACUGGUACAGUGGGUCAACGAGCUGUUGCAGACGGAAAUCUCCAAGGUGGAGGAGUGCGGCAAGGGCGCCAUCUACUGCCAGAUUAUGGACUCCAUCUACGGCGAUGUGCCCAUGAGCAAGGUGAAGUUCAACGUCAAGGCGGAGUACGAGUUUCUCAACAAUUACAAGGUGUUGCAGGGGGUGUUUAAUCGGCACAAAAUCGACCGGCAGAUUCCGGUGGAAAAGUUGGUCAAGUGCCGGUUCCAGGACAAUCUGGAGUUUUUGCAGUAUUGCAAGAAGCAUUGGGACGCCAAUUGGAGCGGUCAGGAGUACGAUGCGGUGGGUCGGAGAGCUGGACGGGUCGCCACGGUGCCGUCGACAGCCCCAGGCUCCACUCCUAAUGCCACGUCAGGAAGAACCUCGGUACAGUCUCAGACCAGUGGUCGGAGCAGUGUUGUGAGAAGUCGACCGAGUGUGGCUUCGGGGGCCGCGGGCUCGGUUGGUGUUGGCGCUGGAGCCGGAGCCGGAACCGGAGCUGGAAGUUUGUCGGGGGCUUCGGGUCGAGCCAGUGUCAGUCGGCGUCCUGGUGCCUCCGGGUCGUCUCAAGCAUCGUCGGCCGCUCUAGCCAAAGCACAGCAACAGAUUGCCACUCUGGAGGCAGACGCGGUGGAGUAUCAGCAGGUGUUGGAGGGUCUCGAGACGGAACGCAACUUUUACUUCAACAAGCUGCGCGAAAUCGAGGUGUUGGUGCAGGAGAAUGCCGAGCAGAUGGACACGGUGCAGGUGGAGGGCAUGAUUCGGGAAAUUCAGACGAUUCUGUACUCGACCGAGGAGGGAUUUCAGGUGCCUGAGGAGGAGGAGGUUUUUUAG
Molecule: messenger RNA, 864 nt
Organism: Yarrowia lipolytica CLIB122
Lineage: Eukaryota; Fungi; Ascomycota; Dipodascomycetes; Dipodascales
Biological process (GO): regulation of microtubule polymerization or depolymerization; spindle assembly; protein localization to microtubule
Cellular component (GO): microtubule plus-end; cytoplasmic microtubule; microtubule organizing center
Molecular function (GO): microtubule plus-end binding
Source: RefSeq, a predicted model, not a curated record